GCGACGCACCAACCGGUUCAUACAUCCGACGUGAAUCCCGUCUGCAACGCGAACGAACACGUGAAGUGCGCAAUUUGUACAACGACGAGUGUUUUUAAAGAGAAUUGAAAAGAAAAGAAACUAUAUGGUGAAUUUGCAACAGUGUUGAUUAAUCAUCAAAGAAACAGUGUCAACAAUUGCAACAAAUACCUGGUUCUCGUGGAUCGUUAGAAGGAUCUCCGCUGUUCGUGUCCGCUUCUUUUUGUUUACUCUUUCUUCUUGAUAAAUAAUAUUAUUAAAAAAAAAUUAAAUAACAGUUUUUGAAGAUAAAUAAAUAAUUAAUUGCUUUUCGCGUUUCUAAUAAAAAAUAAUACAAAAUCCGCGUUUUGUCCGUUCGUGUUAUUUUCCUUUUAUCGGUGGAAAAUGCUUAAUAUAUAAAGUAUAAGGUGCUUUUUGGUUAGUCGAAAAUAGAAAGAAAACGACAGGAUGUGCUCCGCUUUGAUAAACGUGUCUGUUCCAGUUUUGAUUUUCGUUUUUGGUUUGCUUAAUGUCGGAAACAGCGUGAAGAUAAACAGGCUGCAAGUGCCGGAAGUGAUACGGCAUGGCGCUCCGGUUGUUUUAGAUUGCGAUUUUACGCUCGAAGCGACCGACAGCGACUUGGUGGUCAAGUGGUUCUUCAACAAGAAUAAAACUUUGGUCUACCAAUGGAUUCCUGGCUCAAGCACUAGACCCCAGGUUUCCGGUAUUCUGAAGGGCCGUCUGAACCUGGAAUACGCGGCCAGCGUCGACGGGAACAGCGUCCACAGGGCGUUGCACAUCCUGAAGCCGGGCCCGGAUCUUUCCGGUGACUACACUUGCUCGGUGUCCACAUUCCAGAGCGAGGAUAUCCGGACCAAAAGCAUGCUAGUUUUCGUACCAGAGAAGAGUUUGAUCCUUCGUCGAGUAUCAGCUGAUGCGGAGGAUAUAAGAGUGGAAUGCAAGGCGGAAGGCGUCUUUCCCAAACCGGAUAUAGUGCUACGCUCGCAGCAGCGACGAGGUCCUCGGGGUCGCGAGUCCAUUAGAGGCGUUCGAACGAUGGUCACGUUUAACCGAAAACAGGGUGAUAGAGGGUGGUGGUUCGAGCAGUCCCGCUCCUAUGCAAAUAUAACAAAUGGCACUUCGAGGUUUGCCGUUUUCGACAAGGCGCUCGCUGCUUACGUGGCCGCACUUCCGCAAUAA
Messenger RNA from Nicrophorus vespilloides, 1197 nucleotides. RefSeq lists its product as uncharacterized. NCBI's taxonomy places the organism in Eukaryota, Metazoa, Arthropoda, Insecta, Coleoptera, Silphidae. The record is from RefSeq and is a predicted model, not a curated record. The transcript is spliced from 6 exons. The coding region runs from base 466 to 1197 and encodes 243 amino acids.